Molecule: messenger RNA, 1362 nt
Organism: Liolophura sinensis
Lineage: Eukaryota; Metazoa; Mollusca; Polyplacophora; Chitonida; Chitonidae
Exons: 9
Coding region: 1-1362 (453 amino acids)
Molecular function (GO): protein binding
Source: RefSeq, a predicted model, not a curated record
AUGGGUCGUUUCUAUCGCUGUGCCGGGGAGGUCUUGUAUGACACACAACAAGACCCCAGGGGAGGACGCAAAUGUAAAGUAAACCUGCCACAGAGCUGCCAGGCCUGGAGCUUCCUCCAGAGUCUUCAGCCCUUGUCAACAGCUUAUCCGUCCUUCUGUCUGCGGGUCAAGUCUCUGGGUCCAGAAAGCAAAAUAGUUGCAGGCAUCGCUGGAAGUGCUAUAGAGGAAAACAGGGCCCCAGGACAUUGGAAUAACACAGUCGGUUACCAUAGCAACACGGGCAGGUGCUACAGUUCCCAUGAUUCAACAGCUAACACAGGAGGAGAAGUGAUUGGUCAAGGUGACAAGCUCUCAGUCGAGGUGUCAUACUUUGGGAAAAAGUCAUCAACUAUUUUUUUCUACAAAAAUGGCCUUCCUGUUGCUACCCGGUAUCUGUUUGAAACAGACCACAGUCAAUAUUUCCCCUGUCUCUUUCUGGAGAAAGGACCAAUAGAGUUGGAGGUGGUCUGGCUGGUACCUGCUGUGGAGAAACAACCUAUAACACAGACCGACGUUUCACACUGGAUCCGCUCACCAGCAACUAAAUUUGACCAAAAUGAAAACAUCUUCAUGUGUGCCAAGGACAAAGAUGUAGAGGGUUUUCUUCAGGGGACAGUCUCUCUGGGACCAGAUUUACCAUUUUAUGAUGUAAAAGUGGAGGAGUGCACAGCAGAAGGGGUGGGGCCAACAGUUGCCAUAGCAACUGUAAGUCCACUGAAGCCAACACCUCCAUGUGUUUUGCUGAGAGACUAUCUAAAGUGGGAACCCACCAACAGUGUGAAGACUGGAGAUCACAUAGGCUGGGGUGUCCAUUACUCCCCUGAGCGCAGGGACAGGCCUGACUUUGACCCCAGGGCUGAGCAGAUAGUCCUGUGUUAUGUGGUGAAGAACAGGGUGAUGCAGUGCUUCCAGAUGAUGCUUCAGCCAACAGGUGGCUUUUACCCCAUGGUGCUGCUCAGUCAAAAUGCAUCAAAGAUAAAGGUUGAGAAUGGGAAGACAGUAGAGGCGGGUUUACUGAAGGAACUUGACAAGAUUUACAGGGAUCUGCUAGCAGACAUUCGUGAUAUGCUGGAGACUGAUGCUGUCAACAAACGACUGACCUUACCCAUGCUGAGACUGUCUGAAGCUCUGGAGGUGGAUAUAACCCCUGAUAACUGUCAUGUGACUUUACCGAGUGCAGCCAGUGGCGUUCAUGCCGUGCAGUUCCUACAUCCAUUGACUAUAGACAGUUCGUACUUCUACAUAGAGGUCAACAAACUCAGUAAGUGUUACAGAACUUUUACGUUAAGGUCAAUAAAUUCAGAUAAUCUGAAAACCUUCUGA